AUGGCUAGCGCGAUGCAGGUGCAGCAGCAGCUCACGCGGACUUGGUCCACGCUGCGUUACCGCAUGGAAUAUGGUGGCUACCUGUCCAACCACCUGCUGCACGGUGUUGUGGCACUCUUCGACCUCGGUGCGAGCGAAGAAAAGAUUGAGGAGUUCGCCGAAUGCUACUCGACCAAGUUGGAGAAAGCGGAGCCCAGCCACGAUGACGUAAUGCAGCCCGACGUCCGCGCGAAGUUCCUGAAGGAGUCGAAGCUAGCGUUCGAAAGCGCGAAAGGCCUACUCGGCAAGCGCCAGAAUUUUGAUGGCCUGCUAGCUCUGUAUGCCGCUGAAGUGCAGGAGUUGGGGAUCGACAAAGCAGUGAAGAAACACUUGCCCGUUCUUGUCGGCGGACUAGCUGGCGCGUUACUCCACGCUAUCAUCCAGCUCGGUUACGCCUACCACAUUGGCGGCGAACGUCUUGUGGCUGAAGGACUGACGUACAUGCAUUACGCUUACCUUUCGUUCGACGAGCCACAACAAGUUAACGCCGAGGAAUUGCAAGAGAAGAAAACAUUUUCACGUGAUGAAGCGAUGCAACUGGUGCGAAUGUUAAAUGGCAAUGAUUUUCUGCUGAAUGAGAUGAGUUGCAAGCUGCAGGCGAAGCCGCUGGUUGAUCUCGAGAUUGGCGGUAUUCAGAAGCGGUUGAGCACCAUGUCGGGUGACCCAGAACGAGGCAGCAGUGAGGCAUUCAACUUGAUCUGGGACGCUAUCAAUGCAUACAAUCUGUCAAAAAUGAAUGGCGUGUUCGCACUGGACGUGGCAUUCUGGCUUUAUAUGAUGAUCGAGCACAACGAUUUCGUCAUCCUACACGCAGUGACGUCGGCGUGGGCUCUACAACAGGUUGAACAUCUGCUUGAACCGAAGGAUCAUGAGCGCGCGUGGAAGGUGUGGCUGCAUGUAUCGUUAUCGGCCUUCGUUACCAACAAGAUCAAAGAUGUCUUGACAUCCGACGUGUGCGACCAGCAACUCGAGGAUCUGCCGGCGUUGGACCCAUGGAGGCAAAUUGUCGCUAAGACUUUGGGCUUAGCAGACGAAGGGCUGCUGGAACGCGACCUGGCGCACGCAUACAAACUUGUUCAAGUGGCCCACAGCCACGCACAAACCAACGAGAUGUCGUUCCUAUCCGGUGAGGAGCGCGACUUCAUUGCUCGCAAAAGUGCGCUCAAGGUGAUAUCCUGCGAAUUUGGUCCACUGUUACUGAACUGA
Messenger RNA from Phytophthora nicotianae INRA-310, 1245 nucleotides. RefSeq lists its product as hypothetical. The coding region runs from base 1 to 1245 and encodes 414 amino acids. The transcript has a single exon. Gene Ontology annotation, molecular function: oxidoreductase activity. The record is from RefSeq and is a predicted model, not a curated record. Lineage: Eukaryota; Oomycota; Peronosporomycetes; Peronosporales; Peronosporaceae.